AUGUUUGCCCGUCAAUGCACUCGUCUUGCCAACUCCCGGACGGCUGUCCCUUUGACCUCGUAUCUAGCCCGAGUCCGGGGUUAUUCUUCAGCUGCCGGGAGCUACGAGCACAUCCUCACAUCAACCCCGAAGCCAGGAGUUGGAUUGAUUACCCUCAACCGACCUAAAGCUCUCAAUGCGCUUUGCACUCCUCUCUUCAAGGAGCUCAACGAAGCUCUAAGCAACUAUGACAACGACAAGAGCAUCGGUGCAAUUGUCAUCACUGGAAGCGAGAAGGCAUUUGCCGCCGGCGCGGACAUUAAAGAAAUGGCACCCCUCAGCUUCUCGGCCGCAUACAGUGAGAACUUCAUCGCUCCAUGGUCCCACCUCGCCAACACAAUUCGAACUCCCGUCAUCGCCGCAGUCUCCGGCUACGCCCUCGGUGGAGGAUGUGAGCUGGCCUUGAUGUGCGACAUCCUGUACUGCAGCGAGAACGCAACAUUCGGCCAGCCAGAGAUCAAAUUGGGCACUAUCCCCGGCGCCGGUGGUUCUCAGCGAUUGACCCGUGCGGUUGGCAAGAGCAAGGCCAUGGAGCUUAUACUCACUGGCAAGAACUUCAGCGGUAAGGAGGCUGGCGAGUGGGGUGUGGCGGCGAAGGUGGUUGAAGGUGGUCAGGAACAGCUGUUGGAGGCGGCUUUCAAGACGGCAGAGACUAUUGCGUCGUACAGCCGUGUUGCGGUUGUUGCUGGCAAGGAGGUUGUCAACAAGAGUCAGGAGCUGUCCCUCAAGGAAGGAGUCGAGUACGAGCGACGGCUGUUCCAUGCUCUGUUCGGGAGCAAGGACCAGAAAAUUGGAAUGACUGCAUUUGCCGAGAAGAAGAAGGCCGAGUGGUCUCAUGAGUAA
Molecule: messenger RNA, 882 nt
Organism: Penicillium soppii
Lineage: Eukaryota; Fungi; Ascomycota; Eurotiomycetes; Eurotiales; Aspergillaceae
Gene: echA
Product: enoyl-CoA hydratase echA
Exons: 4
Coding region: 1-882 (293 amino acids)
Biological process (GO): fatty acid beta-oxidation
Cellular component (GO): mitochondrion
Molecular function (GO): enoyl-CoA hydratase activity
Source: RefSeq, a predicted model, not a curated record